Molecule: messenger RNA, 654 nt
Organism: Racocetra persica
Lineage: Eukaryota; Fungi; Glomeromycota; Glomeromycetes; Diversisporales; Gigasporaceae
Source: the annotation of a GenBank genome assembly
AUGAAUAUAUUCAGCAAUAAAACUAAAAGAACCGCGGUAUCCGCAUGGAUUGGUAUGCAAAUUAUUGUAAUUCUCUCCUCUCAAAUUGAUUGCAUUUAUUCCAUAUCAAAUUCAUUUAUAAUUCAAGAACGUAUGACGUCGAAUCGUUAUGAGGAAGAUGAUCUAUCUGAUAUGUUUCAAUUGUGUGAAGCUAUCAGAUUGCAAGAGACUGGACCUAAAGAAGCUAGUAAAUCUUUGAGACAUGUUUUUAAAUAUGGUGAUACACAUUCUCAGCUUCGUGGUCUCACUAUUUUAAAAGCAUUGGUUGAUAAUCUUGGUGAAAAUUUUCAAGUUCACGUUUCCACUCCAAAGUUUGUUGAACUGCUGAAAUCUAUGGCGAAUUCUCCGGCUACCGAUCCGAGAGUUCACAAAAGUUUAAUGUUACUGCUCUCUCAAUGGUCCAAUAAUUUCAAAAAUCAACCCAAUAUGUACGCUGUAUCUCAUUUAUAUGAUAGUGUGAAUCAUAAGGCCGGUUAUUCUAGGAGAAAUUCUGGCACGAGACCUGUACCUCAGAUUCCAUCUUCCUCAAGUUCUAAAGAAGAACGAAAAAGUUUAGAUAAAUCUAAUAAUAAAAGACCACAAUCCCCUAAAUCUCCUACCUAUUCACCCGAAAAA